AGGCGUGCUGGACCGAUACCCAUCCCUUGCUUUUUGUUGUUUUCAUUGCGCGCGAUGUUUCUCUGAACAGACGCUUGGGCGCAGCGCGUAUCAGUGCUGACUCCAGACCGCCACGCGACACGCAAGAUGCAGAGAGCCAGCUGCAUACAUCUGACCACUGCAUGGCGGAAUUAUCCCGAGGUUCAGCUCAGCACGGCAAUCCUGCCAGCGCCGCUUGUUUUUCCGAUCGCAUCAAGAAUUGCGGACGGGCAACUCAGUGGAUUGUUGCGCUGGAGCUUCUUCGGGACGCCUCGCGAUCGCGAAUGCAAGCCAGAACGAGCUUCUUCACGGUUGCAACAGGCGCGUGUGGAGCAGGGCGGCAGUGGCAACAGGCGUUGGCUCUGCAUGGUCGACUGCGGGCUUCGGGCCUGGAACCACACGUUUCAAACUGCGUUGCGGGAAUCAGCGUGUGCGGCAAGUGCGGGCAGUGGCAGCAGGCUAUGUUGAUGUUCAGGGAGAUUGGGAAAGCGAUGGUGGAGCCCGACACCGUCUAUACUGCCGAUGGUGGUUCCCGAUGUGUUGUCCAGGCCCUGGUUCAUGGCAUGAGUUUGCCUAUUGCAAGUCGGCUUGUGCGGUGUUCCCGGUUUGCCGAGCGACGUUUUGAAUCGCGAUGUGGCAGGGUCACCAGUGAUUUUCUGCGAGG
Molecule: messenger RNA, 682 nt
Organism: Prorocentrum cordatum
Lineage: Eukaryota; Dinophyceae; Prorocentrales; Prorocentraceae
Source: the annotation of a GenBank genome assembly